This is a messenger RNA of Bipolaris sorokiniana ND90Pr, 1219 nucleotides long. RefSeq lists its product as uncharacterized. The coding region runs from base 132 to 1070 and encodes 312 amino acids. The record is from RefSeq and is a predicted model, not a curated record. Gene Ontology annotation, molecular function: RNA binding. The transcript has 3 exons. Lineage: Eukaryota; Fungi; Ascomycota; Dothideomycetes; Pleosporales; Pleosporaceae.
AUUUUCUGUUCAUAUACUCCCAAUCAUUAUAGGGUAUACCUGAAAAAGCUAUAUUGUCUCAUUUGUACCUGGAAGCUAUACAAUUGUUCAUUUGCAAACUCCUUAACUUCAGCUACUUGCUUCUCGCCGGCAUGUCGUACCCAGGCUCAUUGAAAGAGGGGGAUGGAGACUAUUUGCUCGUGGUAUCUGGCGUCACGCGCUAUGCACCAUACCUAGUUGGAUGGCAGGAAUUCAAAGAUCAUCUUCGUAAAGUAGUCAAGGAGCAACCAGGGUGGGCUGAUGUGUACUCGAGCCAGGGUCAUAGAAGAGGAGAGAUGCAAGGAUGGUGUCGACUAAAAGACAGGGAAGAUGCAGAUGCAGUGUUCACAGAAGUAUAUCACAGAGCCAAAGGCAUGCUUGUGCAUGUUUGGGAAACCAGCCGUAGGGGUGACGGUUACCGGUUGAUGCGCUGUAACUGUUCUACCGCAUUUCCUGAAAUCCCAGAAGGUGGCCACUCCACUGGGCGUUGCGGCAUUGACAUUGCAAGAGUGAACCAGUUGGGGGGCGGCAGAGCGGCAUCUGUUGAAGUGUCGGCCCCAUACAUGUCAGCACAGUCUGGCUACAUGUAUUCGACAUACCCACAGCUGCAAGCCUAUUCACAGCAGCAGCAGCAGCCAGGAUACGCCCAUGUUCCAACUUACCCAGCCUACCCUUUGUCAAACCCACCGGUGUACUCGACCACCACCAACGGAAUUCCCGUUAACAUCCGAGGGGGAGCCAUACUCACAGAAGCUCGAGGUAUCUUCAUUCGAAAUUUGAGCCACAAGUGCACUAUGGAUGACCUCAAUGCUCUGUUGUUACAGACUGUAGGUUACGCAAUUGACAUUCAGUUCAUCCGAGACAACAGGACAAGGGCUUUCAAAGGCGCCGCCACUGCCAAGUUCGCCUCGAAGGAGUUGGCGCAAAACGCGGCAAACACCUUGAACGGCACAGUGCACAUGGGGAUGACAUUACACGUGCGUAUGGACACUGACGCCACCGUCGUGGGGCAGACCGAGCCCAUGGUUGUGAACGGGUCGUACAGACCGUGAUUAUCUGUUAUCAACACUUGGAAUGAUAUUGUACCAUUGCAUUUCAUGGAGUCUGCUGCUAUCAUUUGGCAGGCGACAUCUCCAGAAUAAGAGUCGGUGAUGAGAUGCCAAAUGGCCCAUGGCGUCCUGAUUGUUUUUUCUGAGAUUGG